This is a messenger RNA of Hypoxylon fragiforme, 2361 nucleotides long. RefSeq lists its product as uncharacterized. Lineage: Eukaryota; Fungi; Ascomycota; Sordariomycetes; Xylariales; Hypoxylaceae. The coding region runs from base 239 to 2194 and encodes 651 amino acids. The transcript has 4 exons. The record is from RefSeq and is a predicted model, not a curated record.
CUGCUGGUUCAGGAAUUGUUUCUUCGUUUGCGAGCAGGCUCUUUGUGUGACAUCUUUUUUCGACUUAUUUUCUAUCUCGUCGCCUUUUCUUUUCCCCCGUUCUUGGGUGAUACACGUUGUACUGUACUAUCAAACUCGCAGUUCCGGCACGUUCCUUAGUUAGAUGACUUGACCACGACAACAGGCGACACUUAGGCCCAAAGCCCUCGCCUGAUUUUGAUUCAACUGGGGCGUCACGAUGUUAGGCAACAUGGACAAUUUUCAAGGCUUCAGUAAUAUGGGCAGUAACUGGCAGAAGAAUACGACCUGGGCAGGAUAUGAAAAUGGUCUCUCGCAAGCUGCUUUCAACGGCACCUCGGCAUUCGGUGUCAUUAACCAGUUCAAAUUCCUUGCUGCGAAGUCGAUACGAACUUCAACGAUUAUCCUCGCCGCAUUCAAUACCAUAUCAGCCUUUGCAACGGCGGCUGGUAUAUUCUACGACUGUUACAUGACAGCAAAGCGAUCAAACCUGGAGGGCAAUAAAAAAGUAAAUAUUAUCCGCUGUGUUCGAGGAUCGCAAACGUACCCUUUCAUCCUAUCCUUGGGCAUCACAAUCCAGGGUAUUAUAUUCGCUGUCUCCCAGUCGUAUGGGUUAAAUGGUCUAUUCAUCCCUGGGUGUGCCAUAAUAUCACAAAUAAUGUGGCCAGCAAUCUUCAUUGUGCCCUACAUUCAGCUAGUCUUUGGACUAGAAGUCGCCUUCCGAGCCCUUAAGAAAAGGCCAUUUCCUCCGAGAGGCAAGUGGAACAUUGCGAUCUGUCUCGUAAUAGUCAAGGUCCUCUUAGUAAUCACUGGCUUAGUCGGCGUCUUCGUUCAGCCGCCGACUUUCUGCUUUGCUUCGCUCUUCUGGUUUGUAGCAAAAUGGGCAAAAGGUGGUUUCGCAAUAUUGCUCAUUAUUACCGUUGUUUUGGCCACUUGCAUCGCCAUCAUAUUCACUAAAUUAACUCGAUACUCGAUCAUUGAGGACUCAGAACGAGUCGCCGCCUCGAGAAUGGUAUUUUACCUUGCCUUGGCGGUAGUAACCAAUGCCUUGAUCGUACCAUUCUUCAUAGAUUUGGUCUUUUCAGAUCCGGUGGAUAACAGCAAUACUGGACUGACAUUAUCCAUGAUCUCGAGCGUCGUAGCCAACGUCACGGGUCUUAUGACGGGUGGUCUUCAUCUAUUUCUUCGAUCCAAUACGAUUGGCACAAUCGGUCACAAAGACAAGCUCACCGAGCACGACCGCCAAAAACUAGGAUAUCAAACCCAAAUGAAAGGAUCAAGUAGUAUGGAUUUCAAUGGACAUAUGCUUCAGCCAGUGUCGGGUCCCCAGAUCCUAUCGAGAAUGGACAGCCAGGUAAACCUUAUAAGUGAGAAGGGUGACAUUGAGGAUCGCGGAGAAAGUCCAUUUUCCAGGAAUCCCCUGAAGUCCAACGCGACGUACGAGGUUGCAAAUCCACCCCAAGUCUCAGAGCUCGCUCAAGUCCCUCCAACCCCCUCAACCAAUAUGCACGGCCGAAGGCCGUCGACUUCCUACAACCUUUUCCCCGGCAAGAACCCAGACAACACUACCUCAGUAGCGUUAUUACCAUCCACAGCCUACAAUCCGAAUAUACAAUCAAGCCUGGCUGCGCCUAACCCUACAUUCAAUUUCGACUUCGAAGAUGCUCUCAGGCCACCCCCAUCAAUAUAUGCUCGCCAUAAACGAGAUUCUUCGAUGUCUUCUUCAGCAACCGUUCAGAUUGGCCUACGGGUUUCGAACCUUGCUGACAUUGGGCCAAUGCCUAAGCUUUCAGCAGAGGCCGAGAGACUGUACUCUUUAGACUACCCCCGAGGCGAAGAAAUGAUCAAUAGUUAUCGGCCAAGUCCCCUCGCUACCUUCGCUACGUCGAACGUUCCACCGCCGCAAAACCCUAUUCAUCGAAGAGAAUCUAGAGAUAAGAAUCUUCCACCAACACCCACCACAUCCGAGGCCGAGGCUAGCGAUUGCACCUUAAGUCCCGCGGUAUACAAUCCAAAUAGUCCCACAAAAACAAAAACACCAAGCCCGAGGGGCGUUGGGUUCAGUGUCCCUCGAAGGGUAAAUACCACGCCAAACCAAGGUGCCCCUACACAAUUACCUACUAGGAGCCGCGGUAACUCUAGCAGUGCUGCAGAGAACAGAUCCGAUUGGAUCUAAGAUCUGACGCCAAAUUUUGUAGCCUCUGCUUCUGGGGCUACAUAAGAAUUUGGAAGCAUCCGCUAUGUACUAACAAUAACAGUUUCUUUUCGAAGAGACAAUCCUUCCUUCGUUCAAUUUCUUCGAUCUUAUCUUCUUAACUGAUUUCCUUUUUUUCAAUUCGACUC